This is a messenger RNA of Westerdykella ornata, 1795 nucleotides long. RefSeq lists its product as uncharacterized. Lineage: Eukaryota; Fungi; Ascomycota; Dothideomycetes; Pleosporales; Sporormiaceae. Gene Ontology annotation, cellular component: SBF transcription complex; cytoplasm. The transcript has 4 exons. The record is from RefSeq and is a predicted model, not a curated record. The coding region runs from base 120 to 1442 and encodes 440 amino acids. Gene Ontology annotation, molecular function: transcription coregulator activity.
CGUCUCCUGGUACCAGAGAGGUCGCAAACGCAGUCAUCGCAACACUCCAUCUUGCCAUUGUCCAACUUGUGAGCUGGACAACUGGCCUACCGCCAUAGUUAGAGCCUCCAGAGGAACCGAUGUCCGCCACCGAUGGUGCGCCGGUUCUUGUAAUACCCCGCCACAUGAUGGAUGUCACGGAACUACCACCAGACAACGGCACCGCCCACAGUGCGGAGCUUCCCAAUUCCCAAGAAUCGGCAACUUCUGCCGCCUCGAGCACUUUCUCUGCGCCAGGGCUACCAUCGUCCUCCAGUAACCUGUCCAACUCGACAGUCGCCGAAACGGAUUUCAAGUCUACCGUGACGUCGUACCCGUCAAGCCAAAACAAAGUGGAAGACGAAGCUCUUCCUCGUCCGCCGGAGCCUGAGGCCCAAGAUGCACAUCUUGCACGCCAUCCGAUCGACGCGGUUGAGCCGCCGCGAACCGGUAACACAACAGCAAGCCCCAUGCCGGUCGACUCCCCGGUGUUCGCUCAGGGGUCCAAGAGAACCGCGAGCGGCAUGUUGAAGGGGCCGGUCCUCACUAUGGAUAGCGUCCCGACCGGCAGAACGAUACAUAAGAGAAACAAAAGUAUGGAGGCAAGGCCCGGCGGCCGGAUCGGAGAGCUGUCCGCACAGCUUAAAACUCGCCUAUCAUAUGCCAUGGUCAAGGUCCAGAAUGGGUGGGAGAAGAAGUCCCUCGACGACCUUGAGGAUGAGACGUCCCAGCUUGGCUCGCCUGUGUCUGGCCCCAGUCGGAGUGAAGGUUUUGGGUCCACGCUGGAUUCUCCGAGAGACGUGACAAGGCGCCGGAGACCGAGCGCGCUUUCAGAGAUAUCCGACCAAGUCAUGCUCUCACCAGGACUGCCAAGUCCUUCAGGAGUGUCAAGGUCGUCGGCCGCGACCCCAUCGGCAUAUUGGCAGCCACAACAAUCUCUUUCCCAUGCGCCUCCUGCCUCCCCGAUGGUGAACACUGACGGGCAUAGCACGGCGCUAGCUCCAGCAGUGGAAAUAGCACCUCGCAGAAAACGCCGCUCGAGUGCUUCGUUCCAUCCCCCAUCCUUACUUGGUCCAAACCAGAAGAAGCAUUACAGCGACCUGGGACCUGCCCCUUCCCGGACGGUAAACGCUCCCCAACGACCAGGGAUAUUGCGCAUGCCGAGUCAACAGGCCGAGAAAGAUGCCGUUGACACACUCCUAUUCCUGAGCAGUCCCAAUAACGCCGGUCGCCUGGCGCAUACUAGCAGCGGCACCAAUGAGACUCCGAAACGAGAGCUCCCUGCACGUCGCGUCAUGUUUGAGAAUCAUAUCAUGAACGAUCAUGGCACCGGCCAUCUUCCGAUGUCACAACCGAACGGUCUCCCAAUGUCCCAACCAAACGGGCGAUCCGCUUUCUACCACCAGGAAGGUGCUCGUUCAUAAUACCCUCUGGCAGUGUCUAUCGCUUGCAUGACUAAGCGUGAAUAUCCUUAACAGAAGAACGAUUGCAUUGCACGGUUGGCGUUGUGAUACCCAUAACUCUAUUGCUUUGCAGCAUGGAAUGCAUGUGGUUGGCAUGAUUAGAGCUUCAACAAGCCUAUGUUUUGUGUGGAUUGCCUUGUUGGCUGUUUGAAUUUCAGUGGGAGCUGGUCAUCAUAUCUGUUGGCUCGAUGGUCUGCUGUAGACCUAACGACUUACGAUUAUCAAGACAUUGCCUCAUUUAUCUCAUUUUGAAGCCUGGAUUGCGGAGCUGACAGUAUUCACAACCUAGGAAUUUCUUAGCCCGUCAUGGCAAA